ACUUCAACAUGACACUGCGAAGGAAGACGCUGUUUUACACGGUGAACCUCAUCAUUCCGUGCGUGGGCCUGUCCUACCUCUCCGUCCUGGUGUUCUACCUGCCGGCCGACUCUGGGGAGAAGGUGGCCCUCUGUAUCACCAUCCUCCUCUCCCAGACCAUGUUCUUCCUGCUCAUCUCCGAGAUCAUGCCGUCCACAUCCCUAGCCGUACCACUGCUCGGCAAAUACCUCCUCUUCACGAUGAUACUGGUCAGCAUCUCUGUCAUCUCCACCAUCGUCAUCCUGAACAUCCACUACCGGAAGCCGUCCACGCACCGGAUGGCUCCCUGGGUGCGGCGCUUCUUCAUCCACCGGUUGCCUCCGCUGGUGAUGAUGAAGGUGCCGGACUCGUCGCCGCCAAACUCGGCGUUCGACGAGAAGCCGGCCGGCACCAGUAGGAGCGGCUUCUCCAGCGCCUCCUCCGGCAUGGACGAGGGAGCGCGACUGCGGGCGCUCAACUCGUUCGACGACGACAGGCGGUAUCCGUACGAGAUUGAGCGGGCGAUACAGAACGUCAAGUUUGUACACCAUUGCUGGAAGAUCCAGGAUCAGUAUGAUGAGGAGGACCAGGACUGGGCGUUCAUAGCCACCGUGCUGGACCGGGUGCUGCUGCUGCUCUUCAGCGUCGUCUCGCUGCUCGGAACGUUCGUCAUCUUGUGCGAGUCGCCGUUCCUCUAUGACACUACGCCGGCCAUCGACAUUCAGCUCUCGGAGGUCGCGCACCAGAUGGACAUUUUCGGCGAUACGUGAGCGCGUCUGGCGCCUGGGGGUGGGACUGGGGGGGGGGGGGAUGCGUGUCGCCGGCCGCAGCACAGCGGGGUGCUGUGCGUCGACUGCCAUGGUGCCGGUCAGCGUGCUGUUUUCGUCGCAGCCGGAUCGUCGUGCGGACGAUGGGCUUUGAACCUCGCCGAUAUUGGACGUUAUGCCGUUGUUGGUGGUGGGGUGGGGUGGGGUGAGCGGGGGCGGGGGCGGCACAGUGAUACGGAGCAGAUGUAUUAUAUAACGCAGACACCGCCCACAGAGAACUGAGGGGAGAUGAGCGCUGCCGCUCGCUCCUUAUUCGCCGCAAAUGCCCACGCCGGGGCUCGUUAUGUGUGUCUCUUAUGUGCGCUUGAAGCGGCGUCCAUGUGGCCAACGCCCUGUCCUCGGUCUCCCUCUGUUCUGUUUGCGGCGUUCUCCUGCCGUGUCGGCGCGGCGGAUCCAUGCGGUGGCGUGCCGCGGCACGACCGUGCGACAGCGCUGGGAACGCUCCCAGAUAGGACAGGUGAUUAUUCAAUACGCCACCGUCGUCCCCCAGGACACUGCCGCGCCGACAAAAAGGCACCGGAGAGGCAGCAGAGAGGCUCUCAGAGGCGGCUGGGGUCCGAAAAACAGUCCAGAUAUGCCGCCGGGACCGACGUAGUGUCUCUGAAAAACAGCGAUGGCGCGCGGCAAUGUAAAGAAGCCGACGACUUGUUGACUGUCUGAAAUGAAAUCUUUCGGUUCGGCGA
Molecule: messenger RNA, 1528 nt
Organism: Amphibalanus amphitrite
Lineage: Eukaryota; Metazoa; Arthropoda; Thecostraca; Balanomorpha; Balanidae
Product: acetylcholine receptor subunit alpha-like 2
Exons: 2
Coding region: 9-788 (259 amino acids)
Biological process (GO): chemical synaptic transmission; nervous system process; monoatomic ion transmembrane transport
Cellular component (GO): membrane; synapse; neuron projection
Molecular function (GO): neurotransmitter receptor activity; monoatomic ion channel activity; transmembrane signaling receptor activity
Source: RefSeq, a predicted model, not a curated record